Molecule: messenger RNA, 408 nt
Organism: Vicugna pacos (alpaca)
Lineage: Eukaryota; Metazoa; Chordata; Mammalia; Artiodactyla; Camelidae
Source: RefSeq, a predicted model, not a curated record
AUGGAGCUGGGGACCCCCUGGGACAUAGUGCCCCUGCAGGCUGGAGCAGAGGCCUGUGCCUGUGAAUGCCAUGAUCGGAAGAAGGUUGGGGAGAGGACUGAUGCCAGCCAGCUGCCUCACAGGGAGGUGGAAACACGUGGCCAUGCCAUUAGCAUCCUGUUCUGGAUGAGUUUCAUCUGUGACACCUACAUAGUUCUUACUGGGAACAACGGGAUUAAAAGCGGCCCUGGUGCUGGUUCCUCUUCUGAUUAACCACACCGUACACAGCGGAACAGAAAGCCAAGCUGCACAGAAGACGACCAAAGUCAGGUGCCAGAAGCGGGCCUGGUGGUGGCGCUACAGAUGCUCACUUUCAUCGGGCAGACCUACAUUGUCUUGUUCUCCAAAUUCCUCUUAAUGCAGCCAUAG